AUGCUCAAGAAUCGAAAGAAGCAUGACAAAAAAUGCAAAACCAUAACCGAUAUUGAUUACCAUUCACAAAAAGACCUAAACAAUAAUAAAAAUGAUGAUGAAAAAUUUCAAUUUAGUCAAUUUUAUAAAAUAAGAAAUAGAAGAACGUUAUCUUUCUAUCGAUUUAAUAGAUCGAUCAAUGAUUUUGCUGAAUCAAACAAAACUCUUCCUUAUGAAUUUAAAUCCUUACAAGCUACAAAAACGAAUAACACUGAUACAAUUGAAAAUACCAAUUUACAACUUAAAGAACUUAGAGUUGAAGUUUUCGUAAAAGAAUCAGAAGAUUUGGUAAAAGAAUUUCAUCAUUUAGAAGAAGAUUUAGAAAAAGAUUUAGAAUCCCUACGUAGAGAUCAUCACCAAUUAAAAGAAGAAUAG
Molecule: messenger RNA, 414 nt
Organism: Dentiscutata erythropus
Lineage: Eukaryota; Fungi; Glomeromycota; Glomeromycetes; Diversisporales; Gigasporaceae
Source: the annotation of a GenBank genome assembly